GCCGGGGGCUGACUUGGCUGUGGGCUCAUGGAGCAUCUGCAGAACCAACCAUGAUCCCUUUCUAGACUUGAUAAGAAGGAUGCUCACAGGCUGACUUGGAGGCACUCCGAGACCAGGAGUUCAGGCAAGUGGGGCUAGCAUGUCCACGAAGGCUUCUGGGAACUCAGAACUCAGCCUGACCAGAGACGUGUCCAUUCGCUCCUCCAUGCAUUCAUGCGCUCAACCAAGGCCGCCUGGCCCCAGGCAUCUGGCUGCUGGGACAACGCAGCGAGCAGAACUGGCAGAAACAGCCCGGCCUCCCAGGGGAGGGCAGACAGCACACAAGAUACAGGAGGAAAAUGUGAUAAGCAUGUGAUAAGCACAGGGGGAAACACACAGCAAGAGACAGAGAGGAAGUGCUUGGGAGAGUGUGGCAAGUUGAGCCAACAUGGCUAGGGAGGCCUCCAAGUCAGAAGACUGACUCCCUGCAGAACGCUCUCUCUGACAGCGGGAACGGUGUGCGGUUCUGGGAAAGACCUCGGCCCGCCUCUCCCAGGCAGCAGGACCAGUGCCCGCGGAGCCGGAGAGAAACAGCGGGGGCCCUGGGGCGGGAGUGGGGUGCAUGAGUGGGCCGCAGUGGGCUGGAGUCUGAGGGCCAGGAGGUAGGAGGAGCAGAGGUCAGAUAGGGUAGACCCCCGCCCGUGUAGACCUGCCAUGUGUUAUGGAAUGACCUGUCAUGGGUUGAAUUGGGGUCCCCCCCAAAAGAUCUGUCUAUAUUCUGACCCCCAGAACCUGGGACCGUGACUUUAUUUGGAAAAGGUGAUUUUUGUAGAUGUAAUUAAGUUAAGGAUUGUGAGAUGGGCUCAUCCAGUGACAAGGGUUCUUGUAAGAGUCACUCAGAGGAUGGACACGGAGCAGAGGAGAAAGUCGUGUGAAUAUGGAGACAGACAAAGGAGGGACAAAGCCCCAGGCCUUCCAGAAGCUGGAAGAGGCCAGGAAGGAUCCUGCCUGGAGCCUGCAGAUGGUGUCCUUCUGUGCAGGGUGUGGGGUGAUGGGGGGGUGGGGGCUGGGGUGGGGGGUGGGGCUUAGCCCCUGUCAGCCCCUGUCGGAUGCCAUCACCUCCCCUACCCAGCCUGCUCUGAAAGCUGAUACAAGAUCCACGGGCUCCGAAGGGCCAGAGGGCAGCAGACCACCUGUGCGGCCGGUACAAAAGUCUGACAACAAACACCCGAGCAGGAAGUCCUCGAGCGGCUUCCGACUCCAAGCAGCAGAGGCUUUCGGGCGCCCGGUGGCCGUGCUCACCUUACAGGCUGUUUGUGGCCUGGCGGUGGGUAGCCUCAAGCAAGACCGGCUCCUGUUUCUCUGGAGCGGGAGAAGGGUGUCCAGGCAGGAAGGGUCGCAGGAGGGCUGCUUCUUGCUCCAGGAAGAUGACAGAAGAUUUCUCUUCCCUUGGCAGCUCCCCUCGCAGACAGAGCCGGUGGCCUCACAGGGACGCAGGCACAGAUGGAGAUGCCCCUCUUCGGCAGCUGGAACAGCCUUUGAUUCUGCCCCUGGCGUUGUGAGGACAGCUGUAAACUCUCAGCGCCUGGCUGGCUGCCUCCGGCACCCCGGCGAGACCACCCUGCCCCGUGUCCUGGCCUGGAGCCCGGCUUCCCUCCUGAGGGCUCACCGAGGCUUGGAGAGGCCAUGCUUGCCAGCACUCUGGGUCCGUGCAGCCCCGACAGUGCUCUCCUGCUGAGCUUCCACAGUGCAUGGAGCCAAAACGGAACCCUGUGGAGAGUCUGCUCAGCUUACAGCUGGGAUCUCCACGUUCUGACCCAGCUCUGCCUCCUCAAAGCUGUACAACCUCCAGGAGUUUCCCUUCUGUGCAAGAAGGACCAUAAUACCUAGCUUGCAGGGUUGGCGCGAGGAUUAGAGGCAACGCCGGGCACGCAGGAGGCACAGUGUUGCUUGCGCUUCUCAGAACGAUGCUUCGGCUACCACUGAACAAACAGAUCUGUGCCCGCUGUUUCUCAAGAAGGGAACAACAUGCCAAAGAGAGCCAAAGUGUGGGACUGGGGAGGGAGCCGAGAGAACUCCAAGACUCUUGAAUUGUUAUUUCUCUACUGUUUGGAGAUACUAGAUGCUCAGUCCUUUAAAGCAUCAAAGGAUUUUAGGAGAGGAAAUUUGGUGUUGUGGCUAAGCCAAGGGGCUUUGAAGUCAAGAGCUCAGUUCCUAACAGUUUCCGGAUCUACACUUUCUGAGACUGUAUGACCUUGGACAAGUCACCACUCUUCUGUAAGCCUUAGUUUCUGGAUCAUAAAAUGGGACUAUCAGUAGGGCCCCUCUUGUGGGGCAUUGUGGGGAUUAAAAAAGAUAUCUAUAAAAUUAGGAUGCAUAUAUACCUAUCUUCCAAACCAGGGCACUUUUGAAAGGGAAAAGAGGUGCUAUUAAUAAUUGUUUAGCAACCCAGGACAUCCCAGGCAAACCAGGGCACAUGGCUACACAGCGUAAAUGGCUUAGCGCAGAGCCUGGCCAAAUACACCCUCUGUGACAGCAGCCGAUUUACUGAGGAGUAUGUGGCUUCUCUCACAGCUGGGCGGCUCAUGCUGGAGACAGAAAAGAACCAUUUCAGCACAGGGCUCUGGAUGGAAUAGGGGCCAGGGGCUAGGACUCAGGGGGAGCCAGGAGCCACCAGAGCCUCACCCAGCCCUCCGCGCCCUCCAAGAGGUCGUCCUUCCUGGAAGGAGGUGGUGAGGGACCAAGUCCCUUUCCCAGGGUUGCUGCAAGGGAGCCCUGCUUGGAUUGGCCCCUCUCCACUCUGUCCCAUGGGAUCAAAUUAAAGCCAACUUUGGCAGGGCAAAGGCUCCA
Molecule: messenger RNA, 2829 nt
Organism: Mustela lutreola (European mink)
Lineage: Eukaryota; Metazoa; Chordata; Mammalia; Carnivora; Mustelidae
Exons: 2
Coding region: 917-1717 (266 amino acids)
Source: RefSeq, a predicted model, not a curated record